CAGAGUCUCUGCCAGGCCCGUGCUUCUGUGAUGAUUUACGAUGACACCAGCAAGAAGUGGGUGCCAAUCAAACCGGGUCAGCAGGGCUUCAGCCGAAUCAACAUCUACCACAACACGGCCAACAACACCUUCCGUGUGGUGGGGGUCAAGCUGCAGGAUCAGCAGGUGGUCAUAAACUAUUCCAUUGUGAAAGGACUGAAGUACAACCAGGCCACUCCUACCUUCCACCAGUGGCGAGAUGCGAGACAGGUGUAUGGACUGAACUUCGCCAGCAAAGAGGAGGCCACCACCUUCUCCACUGCCAUGCUCUUCGCUCUCAAUGUCCUGAGCUCCCAAGAAGGAGGUCCGGCUGCACAUCGCCAGAACGGACCAGUGACUGAGGAUGGAGACGCUCAGAGGAGAGGAAUGGCGGAACAGCAUCUUUCCCAGAUGGAGAGAGAACGUCGAACACCCGGCUCGGCAGCCGGUCCUCCUGUUCCCUCUGGACAUCCAUCUAUGGCCUCAUCGACUCCACCCCUCAACCCACCCAGCGCUGCACCUGUCUGUGCUCCACCGGCCCCGCCUCCGCCUCCGGGACCGCCUCCUCCCAUAGCGGCCCCGCCCCCGACUCCGCCCCCGCCCCCGCUGCCGACCGGUGGAGGACCUGCUCCCUCCGGAUUGGCUGCUGCGUUGGCAGGAGCCAAGUUGCGCAAAGUGCAAAGGCCUGAGGAGGCGUCGUCCGGAGGCCUGGGUGCGAAGAAUGAUGCCAACCGUUCGAGCGGAGGAGGAGGGGGAGGGGAGGGUCUCAUGCAGGAGAUGAAUGCCCUGUUGGCACGCAGAAGGAAAGCUUCCGAGAAAGCUGAGAAGGAGGACGGUCAGAGUGAAGAAACUAACGGUUCACCAUCACCUAUCACACGCGGCCCUGGCCAACAGAAUUCUACAGACCCUGCGAAGAGGCCAUGGGAGCGCUCCAACUCUUCAGACAAAUCUGCCGCAGCGUCAAGGGUGAGAGCUGGGGGAAGCAGCAGUGAGGGAGAUUCUUUAGACAUCGACAGAAUUAAACAGGAAAUCCUGGAGGAAGUUGUACGUGAAUUGCAUAAAGUUAAAGAUGAGAUCAUCGAUGCCAUUAGAAGAGAAAUGACUAGAAUGAGUGCUACAUAAUCUUUGAGAGAUCGUCGUGACGAUGGUGGAGUCAAGUCG
Chanos chanos (milkfish) is the source of this 1179-nucleotide messenger RNA. It is a transcript of the gene evla, whose product is annotated as Enah/Vasp-like a. Gene Ontology annotation, biological process: protein homotetramerization; positive regulation of actin filament polymerization; actin polymerization or depolymerization. Gene Ontology annotation, cellular component: cytoskeleton. Gene Ontology annotation, molecular function: actin binding; SH3 domain binding; profilin binding. NCBI's taxonomy places the organism in Eukaryota, Metazoa, Chordata, Actinopteri, Gonorynchiformes, Chanidae. The transcript is spliced from 13 exons. The coding region runs from base 31 to 1140 and encodes 369 amino acids. The record is from RefSeq and is a predicted model, not a curated record.